ACAGCCUGCGGGAGGCUCAGCUGACCGCUCCAGGACCAGGCACGAUCACGUGACCCUCUCACCUUCAGCUUGACUUUUUGAAAUGCUCAGAGAGUUUCUGAUGUCUUCAGACGAGAUGAUUCUGACCAACCACACAGCAGAAAACACCACCGGAGCCGAGGACUGGACGCAGGUGUACGUCGUGGUCAGUUGGAUCCAGCUCGUCAUGGCUGUGCUCAGCAUUCUGGGUUCAGGCUCCAUCAUCUGCUGCCUGAUGUUACGGGGACUCAGCCGGAAGCCCGAGCUGCAGCCUCUGAUGCUGCUCAGCAUCGCAGACCUGCUGCUCGCCGUGUGCUGGCUGAUCGGCUCCAUCCUGUUCUUUAAAGACUGCACAAGCCGGAGCGCGCACUGCUACUACCUGCACAUCGUGGAACAGGUUUUCUACAUGGCCUCCUUCUUCUACACCCUCAACUAUGUUUGGAACCUCUACAAAGGAAUCAAGGAGAAGUACUACAGCUGCAUGGAUGGAUACUCUGUACAGGUUUCCAACCGAGUGAGCACAGCGGGUAAAAUCGUUGCUCUGGUUUCAUGUCUGCUUCCUGUGCUGCUGAUGCUGCCGGUAAUCAUAGAGGGGAACAUCAGCCACUGUCAGGCCAACCUCACCGAACCCUACAGGUGCCUGAUGAUGCACACCGGAGCGCUGUUCCUGAUGUCAGACGAGCAGCCGAUGAGCCAAAGCUGCCUGUACCUGCACACCUACCACAUCACCGUCUUCCUCAUCACCGUGCUCGUCACCCUCCUGAGCAUCACGGUCCUCGUGGUCAAAGCGCGCUGUAUUUACAGGCGCAUCGUGACCUCUAACGGUUACCUGGGCAGCGAGCAGCGGGCCUCGUUCAGCGUGAUGGACCGGAGGAUGGUCCUGUACCCGCUGGUCUUCGUCUUCUGCUGGGGUCCAGCGGUGAUUCUGGCGUUUCUGCGAGUGGCGGAUCCCAUGGCGUGCCAGGGCAAAGCCGGGGUGGUCCUCUACAUCCUGCAGGCGUUAACCUCGGCCUCUCAGGGCUUCUUUAACUGUCUGGUCUAUGGAUGGAUUCGCGUGUACCUGCGCCGAGCCCGCAGGACGGUUUCGUCUCGAGACGUGGACACUCAGACGCCUCUGCUGCGAGCGCAGAAGAGGAGAGGCUACCAGACCCUGCAAACGCUCGCCUGAGACACACUGAGACACACUGAGACUGAGGGGGUGUUUCUGCCAUCUGCCUCAAGAGGAGAGUCUGAACUUUCGCUUUCCUUGAGGGGGGAAAACACUUUGUUUCGGCAUCAAACUUCCACCUCUGAUCCUGAACCACUGAGGCGAGAAAAAGGGAAGAAGCAGGAGGGGGGGGGGGGCUUUACACCGAGAGGAAGAGCGACGCCGAAAACAGGAUUUGAAAGAGACGCGACAUCAUCACCUGUGAGUCCGUCGCACGGACGGGCCUCACGGGGGUUUGUUCAGGCAGGUCACAUGACCCCUGCUAGUCACCGGCGUACAGUGAACUAAAACUUUACUCUCAUUUCCUGAGAAAUGACAGACUCACCUCUGCAGCUCGUUCUCUGCAUUUAAAGAGCGGCUGCUAGAAGCAGAGCGGAUCAGUGUGAGCUCAGCAUCGUCUCCUCGGUUCAGAGUCUUAAAGGAAGCGCGUGAAAAUGAAGACGCGGUUUUUUGGACGUUUGUAUGUUUUAGGAAAUGUGCAAAUGAAAUAAAAUAAUUCAUUGUGUUUAAAAAAUAAAAUGUUUUUUUUGUCCAGAUUUAAUUUCUGAGACUUUUUGUAAAUAUGCUCCUUUAAUCACAUCUGAAUUUGUGUAUUUGUUUUCUUUUUAUUUCUA
Pelmatolapia mariae (spotted tilapia) is the source of this 1839-nucleotide messenger RNA. It is a transcript of the gene tmem116, whose product is annotated as transmembrane protein 116. Gene Ontology annotation, biological process: adenylate cyclase-activating G protein-coupled receptor signaling pathway. The transcript is spliced from 11 exons. Bases 83 to 1186 code for a protein of 367 amino acids. Gene Ontology annotation, cellular component: plasma membrane. The record is from RefSeq and is a predicted model, not a curated record. Gene Ontology annotation, molecular function: G protein-coupled receptor activity. NCBI's taxonomy places the organism in Eukaryota, Metazoa, Chordata, Actinopteri, Cichliformes, Cichlidae.